Molecule: messenger RNA, 1294 nt
Organism: Rhizophagus irregularis DAOM 181602=DAOM 197198
Lineage: Eukaryota; Fungi; Glomeromycota; Glomeromycetes; Glomerales; Glomeraceae
Source: RefSeq, a predicted model, not a curated record
AAAAAAAAAUCGUGAAAAAAAUGUUUACUAAAAGCAAUAAAAGUACCAAAAGUCCUGAAGGUGUUGUUAUAUUAGAUUAUACGGAUCUUAUUAAUAACGUUGAUCUAUAUAAUGAGAUUGAGGAAGCAUUUGGAUCAAAAUCACAUUGUCUUGGAAUAUUAUUGGUAAAAAAUCUUCCUGAAGUUUACGUGGAAAAUCGUUCUCGUUUGUUACGUUUAGCGUCAGUUUUCGCUUCCUUACCAGAAGAAAUUAAAGAGAAAACUGUUGAUGAACAAAGUUAUUACAAAUUUGGAUGGAGCUGUGGCAAAGAAAUCUUUAACGGUAAAAAAGAUACGUUAAAAGGUUCAUAUUAUGGUAAUCCAAAAUAUGAUUAUCCUGAUGCUACUGAAGAAGAACUGAGAGAAUUCCCGAUGUACUGUCAUCCAAAUAUUUGGCCAAAUGAAGAUCUUCCAGAAUUUGAAGAAGCGUUUAAAGAUUUAGGAUGUUUUAUUAUAGAUAUUGGGAAAUUGGUUGCUCGUGCAUGUGAUUCAUUUGUUUUAACAAAGUUACCAAAAGCGGAACCAAAUUACUUAGAAAGAAUUAUUGAUGAAUCACAAACCAUCAGUGCUCGUCUUUUACAUUACUUUCCUAUUCAGACAAUGAAUCAAAAGAACGAUACUGAUGAUAUUGAUGAUAUUGAUGAUUCUUGGUGUGGAUGGCAUACUGAUCACUCAUCGCUUACAGGGUUAACAUCAUCAAUGUUUGUUGAUGAACGUGAUCCUGCUUAUCCUGAAAUUGAAUGUCCAGACAAUCAAGCGGGACUUUAUAUUAAGAAUCGAAACGAUAAAAUCAUUAAAGUAAUAAUACCAAGGGAUUGUUUAGCUUUUCAGCUUGGUGCAGCCAUGCAACUAGCAUCUGCUGAUAAUCUUCGGGCGACUCCUCAUAUGGUUAAGGCUAUUUCUUCUGAUAUAAAAAGUGAUAUACCAAUUAACGUUAUAGCUAGAAAUACUUUUGCAGUAUUUAUGCAACCUUCUUUAAAUGAGAAAGUGGGUAAUAUUACUUUUGCUGAAUUUGGACGAAAAAUCACCAAAAACACUUAUUGAAAAAAAAAAAUAAUGUAAAAAUUUAGUGAUAAAUAUUCACAAUUGAAAUACUUAUUUACUUUAAUGAAUACGACUUUAUAAAAAAUUUUAUCCGUUAUUUCUAUAAAAACUUCGUAAAAAUGAGCCUUUCACGGAUCCAUUCACGGAAAAUGCAAAUAAAUCGAUAAAUUCCGUUGAUGAUAUAAGGUUAUUAAUUCCGGAAAUUUGAGCCU